Argiope bruennichi is the source of this 2572-nucleotide messenger RNA. RefSeq names its product RPA-related protein RADX-like. The transcript has 14 exons. Gene Ontology annotation, cellular component: replication fork. Bases 1 to 2274 code for a protein of 757 amino acids. Gene Ontology annotation, biological process: regulation of DNA repair. NCBI's taxonomy places the organism in Eukaryota, Metazoa, Arthropoda, Arachnida, Araneae, Araneidae. The record is from RefSeq and is a predicted model, not a curated record. Gene Ontology annotation, molecular function: single-stranded DNA binding.
AUGGCUGGAAGUUUAAAAAGCUUUCGCGGUAUUUUGAGGAAAUAUAAAUUAAUCAGCGACAGUUCAAGAAUACCGGGAGAAUUUCAAAUUAUUGCUAUAUAUUGUUAUUCAGCUGACAGUAAUUUUCUCAAAGCUUUGACUCCUCCAUUUGAAGAAGGUGCCAAAGAAGUUAUUUAUUUAUAUGAUAUAGUACUUACAGAUGGCACAGAAAAGUUGAAAUGUUUCUUAGCUUUGCCAUUAGGUCAUUUAGUGCAAAAAAAUGUUAUAAAGGUCGGAAGCUAUGUACAAAUCCAAAAAGCAAAAUUAUGCUAUCUAGAAGGAGAAUAUAAUGAUUCUCAUAUUGUUCAAUAUGUGUUUUUGGAAGCAAUAAAAAUUUUAGAAUAUUCUGCAAUUGUAUUCCCUGAUCUUGCUGAGCUCAGAUUUAUUGAAUCUACAAAUUAUCGUGAAACACAACUUGUUCCAUUGGUAACUGGCAGAAAAUGCUAUACAUAUCCAUGGGUUCCAGUUUAUCCAUGUGGUGAAGAAUGGAUAAAUGACGGUCCAUUAGAAUUUACUGAUGCAGACAAUUCACCACAAAAUAUUUUUAUUCUUCAAAAUGUGGCAGAUGAUUGGAUAAGAAUGCCUAAACCUUAUCCAGCAAUUUUUGUGAGAGUCUUAGCUAGAGGGAUGUUAUAUUAUUAUGGCUUUAAUAAAAAUGACAAAUCACACCCAUUUAUGGCAAAGCUAGUAAUUGGAGAUUCAUCUAGUGCAAGUUUAUGUGUUUUGUUUGGAAAAGGAGCCACAUCCUUGUAUUAUCAUGCUUUACCUGGGACAAUACUGCUCAUUGAGGGUUAUUCUAUUUCAAAAUUACAGAGUCCUCUGUUUCCGAGAUUGAGAGGAGCUGCAGGAAAUCUUCCUUUUGUUGAUUUAGAAAUUGUGAUUGGCGAUUUUACCAGCGUUCGUAUUGUUCCACCUGAUAAUAAUUCUCUUUUAAUGCAAAUAGCCCUUUUGCCAAUCAUAGAGUUUUCAUUUGCAAAUCGGUCUGCCUUAGACCUUGCUGCAGAUGAAUCAACAGUAGAUGUUAUUGGUUUGAUUACACAUGUCAGUCUGUUUCACCGCUUUAUGUAUAAAUUUGGCAAGUUCCAUGCAAGAUGCUAUCUUGAACUGAUUGAUGGUUCUAGUCAUUUGCCGUUUGUUGUCAUUAUUUAUAAUAACGUUUUACGAUUUCCUGUAGAAGAUUUACAUCCAGGACAAGUUUUAGUUGGAACUCAUAUGAAAGUAUGCCAUCUGCAAGAUAAUAUGUUAUCUGAUUAUCAAAUGCGAUUAUACCUUAAAUCUACUCAUUACACAGAGUUAUUUACUUCACAUGGCCCAAGCAAUUUGUAUGUGAGAUAUCCAGCAGUUACAGCAGUUGCAAGUUUUAUACGCGAUCAGCAACAAGAAAUUGAGUUUAUUCGAGCAAAUAUUCUUCGAGCUGGUGGAAUACCGACAUUUUUCCGAGGAUAUAAAUCUUUAGAGGCAUAUAAAGAAAGCUUUGGGCAUAGUUUUGCUGGAAAGAUGAUCCCUGGAGCUUAUUGGAGGCUGGCUCUUGACAGCUUGAUUUACAGAGAACGGCGGUGUGUAACUCUUGGUGGUUUUAUAAUUCAAGUUGAAUAUUUUGAUAUUCAAACAGUUGAUUCACCUCAGCCAUUUUAUGGUUGGUCAUAUGGUUCGAAUAUUAUAUCAAGAAGAACUUUAUUUGUAAAUAUCAAAGCAAGAUAUAAACUGGGUAACAUUAUUCCUCUGAAUACAAAAUUAGAUGAAAAGUUAAUGUUCCCAUCUCAGUAUGCUUCAGAACAUGAAGAAAGAUUCAAGGCAUAUCGAAAAUUUCCUUCUGUAGAUGUAGCUGAUUGGCAUCCUCCUUCUGACGAUGAAAUAGAGCGUUUCCCUAUAUUAUCAGAUGGUUACUAUAUUAUAACUAUUGCUAGUCUGCAUUAUCAAGCCAUUCUGCAAUGUAUCUAUAUUCCAGAACCUAGUUCUAAACCACAUCCAACCUUCAUUGAAGCACUUAAUGGGAGUUUUGAGGCUUUGCCACUUAGAAAUGCAGGUCCUUUUCUAUAUGAGCCUCCAAGAUACACGUGGGAUGAAGUGAAGGAAGUGAAUAGGACAGCAUCUGAAGUCUGUGAUAAAACUUUUGUUUUUGCUGUUGAAUUGCAUCGUCCAAAAACAGAUAUUAUCCAGGCACAUUUAAAAAGAGCUUAUAUUUGUCCACCUGACCAAAUUGAAGAAGCCAUGGCUGCAGAUAGAGUGCUGUGAUAUCAAGUUAUAACUUCAAUUUUCUUUUGACAAAGUGUCAAUUGGACAUGCAGUAUUUUCAAAGACUUGUGGACCAAAAUUCUAUAAAUAAUUACAUAAGUACCCAUUCUAAGAAUGUAUAUAUGUUAAAUGAGUAAAACUCAAUUGUUAAGAGAAAAACACAAAAAAGAUGUUUAUACAGUAUUUUUAUAUGUCAGAUAUAUUUUUGUAACAUAUAGAACUUCAAAUAACAUUGAAUAAUCACCAUUUAAAUUUUAAUUGUUUUCAUUUGUUGAUAUUUUUAUAAAUCUUUUUACAA